This is a messenger RNA of Rhododendron vialii, 6543 nucleotides long. RefSeq names its product transcription initiation factor TFIID subunit 1. The transcript has 22 exons. The record is from RefSeq and is a predicted model, not a curated record. Lineage: Eukaryota; Viridiplantae; Streptophyta; Magnoliopsida; Ericales; Ericaceae. Gene Ontology annotation, cellular component: transcription factor TFIID complex. Gene Ontology annotation, molecular function: RNA polymerase II general transcription initiation factor activity; histone acetyltransferase activity; RNA polymerase II general transcription initiation factor binding. The coding region runs from base 102 to 5747 and encodes 1881 amino acids. Gene Ontology annotation, biological process: transcription by RNA polymerase II; RNA polymerase II preinitiation complex assembly.
UCUCUAUAAAUAGUCAGAGGGCUAGGGCUCAAAAUUUGAUCGGGAAGAGAAGACUCCGACUUACAGCGAUUCCUUCCCAAACGACCUGUUGAUUGAUACGCAUGGGUUACGAGUCGGACGACGCCUCUCAGGACGGUCGGGAUGAAGAUGAUGAAGAUGAUUAUGAAGAGGCUGGUGGGGGCAACCGACUUUUGGGAUUCAUGUUUGGGAAUGUUGAUGGCUCAGGAGAUCUGGAUGUUGAUUACCUUGAUGAGGAUGCGAAGGAGCAUCUUGCUGCAUUGGCUGACAAACUUGGUUCAUCCUUGACAGAGAUUGAUUUGUCAGUAAAGUCAUCACGGACACCUGUUGAUGCUGCUGAACAAGAUUAUGAUGAGAAGGCCGAAGAUGCAGUUGAUUAUGAAGACAUUGAUGAACAGUAUGAGGGACCAGAGAUUCAAGCUCUUUCUGAGGAGGACUACUUGUUGCCAAAAAAAGACUAUUUUGCUACAGAAGUUUCAGAGGUUACGUUGGUGCAAAAGACUUCUGUGUUUGAUGAUGAAAAUUAUGAUGAGGAGGAUGAUGCAGCAGGAUUUGAGAACGAGCAUGAGUUGGUGGACACCAAUGCUGAAGUUCAGACUAUUCCUUCAUUAGGCGUGCCAGGUGAUACCUCCGCUGUCCUCACUGAAGGCGAGAGGUUUCAUGGGAAUGACCUACAGACCCAUUCUUUUGAAACAGAAACAGAAAACAUGGCUGUUGAUUUGGCAGAUUUUCAGGAACCAGAAGCUCUAGUGGAGCUGCUUGAUGAUAAAAGUUCUACUCCACUUCCUAUGUUAUGUGUAGAAGAUGGGGCAGUCAUCUUACGCUUCUCUGAAAUCUUUGGUAAUUUUGAACCGAUGAAGAAGAGAGAGAAGGAGGACAGGAAGUACACAAUUUCUAGAGAGAAAUACAAGUCCAUGGAUACUUCAAACAUUGUUGAAGAGGAUGAAGAGGGAUUCCUGAAGGGCUCUUGCCAAGGUUUUCCUAUAAUGAAACAUGCACAUGUAAUUCGAGAUGAUGUUUCGGGAAGAAUGGACUAUGAAUUACAAUCAGAAAAAUUUGGGUUUGUUCAAGGGGCUCCCAUGUCGGCUCCACAGUUUGAUGAGCAAAGGCAAGACUCUUAUCUCCUGGCUGAACCAAUGAAAGCGGAUACAACAAUAGACUUAUCUGCAGAGUGGAACUCACCUUUAUCACCUAAAUUUUAUCCUCUUGAUCAGCUAAACUGGGAAGAUAAAAUAAUUUGGAAUGAGUCUCCUACACAGAGUGACAAUGCUGCAGAGAGUUAUGAGACCGCUGGACCUGACUCUGAGGAUCUGUUAAGUGUUCAACCAGAAGUGGGGCUGGAAAAUAAUCAGUCAGAUUUGGAGAUAGAAUAUGAUGAGAAAGAUCAUGGUUCUUUUCUGCGUAGGUGCUCAGUUUUGGUGGAGCCCUUUGGCUCAAAAGAUAUUUUGGGUUUGACAAACCAAUCUUUCUCUGAAACCAGAUAUCAUCCCCAACUUUUGAGGUUGGAGUCGCGGUUGGGACCUCCAAGCAACUUAGAUGGCAGAGAAGAUGUUACCAAAGAGAACCACCUAAGUGAUGCCAUAAAGCAUUUUAGCAAACUCAACUUAGAAAACAGAGACAUGAUGGAAGGAUCUUGGUUGGACAGAAUAAUUUGGGAAUCACAUCAAUCCAUUCCAAAACCAAAGCUAAUCCUUGAUCUUCAGGAUGAACAGAUGCUCUUUGAAGUUCUGGAUAACAAGGAGGGUAAACACCUUCAACUUCAUGCUGGGGCUAUGUUCGUAACCCGCUCUGUGAAGUCCAGUGGUGGCGAUUCUACAGAGCCAAAUGGCCAUGGAGGUCUAUCUGGUGCUCGAUUCAACAUUUCGAAUGACAAAUUCUAUUCCAACAGGAAAGUUUCUCAGCAGUUGAAAUCACAUUCUAAAAAGCGUGCUGCUCAUGGUGUCAAAGUCUUGCAUUCAAUACCUGCACUUAAGCUGCAAACGAUGAGACCGAAGUUAAGCAACAAAGAUAUUGCGAAUUUUCACCGGCCAAAGGCUUUAUGGUAUCCGCACGAUAAUGAGGUGGCACUCAAAGAACAAGGGAAACUACUUGCCCAAGGACCAAUGAAAAUCAUAUUGAAAAGCUUGGGUGGCAAAGGAAGUAAACUUCACGUGGAUGCCGAAGAGACCAUUUCUUCUGUCAAAGCAAAAGCUUCAAAAAAGCUAGAUUUUAAACCAUUGGAACCAGUAAAAAUAUUUUAUUCUGGACGAGAGCUUGAAGACUAUAAAUCCCUUACUGCUCAAAAUGUUCGUCCGAACUCCUUGCUUCAUCUUGUUCGUACAAAAGUACAUUUGUUGCCCAGAGCGCAAAAGGUUCCUGGUGAGAAUAAGUCUUUGCGACCUCCUGGCGCAUUUAAGAAGAAAUCUGAUCUUUCUGUCAAAGACGGCCAUGUCUUCCUUAUGGAGUACUGUGAAGAAAGACCUCCACUCCUUGGAAAUGUUGGUAUGGGUGCAAGACUAAGUACUUACUAUCAGAAAUCUGCCCCAGGUGAUCAAACUGGCACCUCGUUACGCAAUGAAAGCAGCAGUUUGGGCAGUGUCCUCGUACUUGAUCCUGCUGAUAAAUCUCCUUUCCUUGGAGAUAUAAAAGCUGGCUGUAGCCAAUCAUGUCUUGAAACUAACAUGUAUAGGGCUCCCAUAUUUGCGCACAAGGUGUCAUCAACUGACUAUCUGUUGGUUCGUUCUGCGAAGGGAAAGCUUUCUAUAAGACGAAUUGACAGACUUGAUGUUGUUGGACAACAGGAGCCUCACAUGGAGGUAAUGUCUCCGGGAACAAAAGGUGUCCAGACAUAUAUAAUGAAUAGGCUUUUGCUCUACAUGUAUCGUGAAUUUUCUGCUGUCGAAAAGCGUGGUUUGCUUCCUUGCAUCCGCGCGGAUGAGUUGUCUGCACAGUUUCCUACCUUGUACGAAGGUUUCCUUCGGAAAAGGUUGAAGCAUUGUGCAGAUUUGCAGAGGGGGGCAAACGGACAGCUAUUUUGGGUUAUGAGGCGUAAUUUUCGCAUUCCUUUGGAGGAGGAACUCAGAAGAAUAGUGACUCCCGAGAAUGUCUGCGCCUAUGAAAGCAUGCAAGCUGGACUAUACAGGCUCAAACGGUUAGGGAUUACAAGGCUGACUCAUCCUACAGGCCUCUCCUCUGCAAUGAAUCAGCUCCCUGAUGAAGCCAUUGCUUUAGCCGCUGCAUCCCACAUUGAGAGGGAACUGCUGAUAACCCCAUGGAACUUGAGUAGCAACUUUGUUGCCUGUACAAGUCAGGACAAGGAAAAUAUUGAGCGUCUGGAAAUUACUGGUGUUGGUGAUCCAUCUGGAAGGGGCCUAGGCUUCAGCUACGUCCGUACUGCUCCAAAGGCACCAGUAUCAAAUGCAAUGGUGAAGAAGAAACCAGCUAUUAAUCGUGGAGGUUCAACUGUAACAGGAACAGAUGCUGAUCUACGUAGAUUAAGCAUGGAUGCUGCACGAGAGGUUCUACUCAAGUUCAAUGUACCAGAUGAACAAAUUGCUAAACAAACAAGAUGGCAUCGAAUUGCUAUGAUUCGUAAGCUUUCAAGUGAGCAAGCUGCAUCUGGCAUCAAGGUUGAUCCAACAACAAUCAGCAAGUAUGCACGUGGCCAGCGGAUGUCUUUUCUGCAGCUUCAGCAACAGACCAGGGAGAAGUGUCAAGAAAUUUGGGAUCGACAAGUCCAAAGUCUUUCUGCUGUCGAUGGUGAUGAAUUUGAGAGUGACUCAGAAGCAAAUAGUGACCUGGACUCCUUUGCCGGGGACCUAGAAAAUUUACUGGAUGCAGAAGCAUUUGAAGAUGGGGAUGAGGGUAACUAUGAGUCUAGGCAUGACAAAGUAGAUGGUGUAAAGGGGCUUAAGAUGAGGAGGCGACCAUUGCAAGCUCAGGCAGAAGAAGAAAUUGAGGAUGAGGCAGCUGAAGCUGCAGAGCUAUGCAGAAUGCUUAUGGAUGAUGACGAGGCUGAGCGGAAGAAGAAGAAGAAGACAAGAACUGCAGGGGAUGAAGUGCGAUUGACUCCAGGUUUACGUCAAUUUGGGGUGGAAAACGCAGAGCGAGUGAAGAAAACUAACACAAUGGUCAAGAAAAUUGCUAUUAUGGCCCAACCUGAUGAAUCCUAUGGAGCAAAAGACAAUUUCAUUCGAGAACCAAAGAAGGACGAAAAGCUUCUUAGUAAAAAGAACUUGUCCGGAAAGGUAAAAGCAAUGAAAAAGAAUGACAUUGACUGCAUGGGUUCACUUAACAAGAAAGUGAAAAUUUUGGGAGAUGGACUUAAGAUUGUCAAGGAAAAGAAAUCUGCCAGAGAAAGUUUCGUCUGUGGAGCCUGUGGCCAACUUGGGCACAUGAGGACCAACAAGAAUUGCCCCAAGUAUGGAGAAGAUUUAGAAACACAAGUUGAAGGUUCAGAUCCGGAAAAGGCAUUACUAAGAGCUAAUUCUAUGGAUCACGGUGGUAAAACUGUAACAAAGAAGCUCAUAUCGAAAGGUGCAACAAAAAUGGCUCUUGUGGAAGUUCCGGAGGAUGACAAAUCUAGUUCAAAGGCAAAAGUUCUAAAAGUCAAAUGCGGAUCUAAUGAGAAACUUCCUGAUAAACAAACUCCUGCAGCCUCACAAAGUUCUGAUAAACCAGUAAUAUCAGAUGCAGAAACUGGGAACAUCAAACCCGUUGUCAAGGUUAAGAAAAUAAAAUUCGCCAACAAGUUGAAACCGGAAGAGGUCCAAGUUGAAUCGCACAAACCCUCUAUUGUGAUCAAGCCUCCAGUAGAGACAGAUAGAGAGCAGCCACGAAAGAUCGUCAUUAAACAACCGAAGGAGGUCAUUAAUCUGGAUCAAAGCAGUCAAGAAGUUAGCCCUAGUCUUCAGAACAGGAAAAUGAAGAAAAUUAUUGAUUUGUCCACUUUUGAGAAGCAUAGUGAGAAUGAGAGCAAGCGUUCAGCUGAAGAGGCAGCCAGGAGAAAAAUGAGAGAGGAUAAACGGUGGUGGGAAGAGGAAGAGAAGCGGGGAAUCGCAGAGAGAGAGAGAGAAGAGAGGGCCAAGAGACUGUAUGAACAAAAGAGGAUACUGGAAGAACAGGAAAGGUUAGCUGAUAUCAGAAGAUUUGAAGAAGACAUAAGAAGGGAGAGAGAGGAAGAAGAACGUCAAAAGGAAAAGAAGAAGAAAAAGAAGAAGAAAAGGCCCGAAAUGGCAAGACAUGAUUAUUUAGAUGACCUCAUGACGAGAGAAAAUGACAGAACGCUCCCAGCAAGAGACCGGUCAGCAAAGAGGCGACCUGUAGUUGAGUUGGGGAUAUACGGUGCAGAGUAUGCUCCGCCCACAAAACGCCGCCGGGGGGGAGAGGUUGGUUUGGCAAACAUCUUGGAGAUCAUUGUGGACACCCUGAAGGACAGGAUUGAGGUGUCUUACCUUUUCUUAAAACCAGUGUCAAAGAAGGAAGCUCCCGAUUACCUGAAGAUCAUAAAGCACCCUAUGGAUCUUUCGACAAUCAAGGAGAAGGUGAGGAAGUUAGAGUAUAAGAGCAGAGAGGAGUUCAGGCACGAUGUAUGGCAAAUCACUUACAAUGCUCAUAAGUACAAUGACGGGCGCAACCCAGGUAUUCCUCCCCUUGCGGAUCAGCUGCUAGAGCUAUGUGAUUACUUGUUAAAUGAGCAUGAUCUGGGCUUAACAGAAGCGGAAGAUGGUAUUGAAUAUAUGGACGGUUAGGAGAAGAACUUGUCACAUUAGAUUAUUACAUGGAAAGGGCUCCUCUGCAGUCCGGUUUUUCGGACUGACUGAAUGAUUGGGUUUGUGAGUCCAAGCGGUUCAUUUUGUGAGUCCCGAUGUGCACAUUUGUUCAGGGGAAAAAACAGUUUAAUCCUAUCUGAUCGGAUCGCACCUGUCUUGCAAAAAUUUAGACGGCCUAAGGUUCUGACCGUCGGUUAUGUGACAUUUGAUCAUGCACUUACCGAUAUCCAAUCAACUUGGGUUGUUGCGCGUGAUUUGGUCAGACAACCCUAUGUAAUUGGGGGUUUGGAUAAUGAAAAUGGGACCUGUGGUGGGCCCCAUGGAUGCUAACUGUUCGGUUUAAGUCCCAAAAUUGGACCGGAGAUGAGCCAAACGACCCAAACCCCUAUUGUAGGGACACUUCAAGGUAAAAAUGUCGUCAAAUUAGAAUGUUGCCAAGCCAAUUGCCCCAUAUUGCUGGAGUGUAUGCCUUCGUGGGAUUUGAAUUGAAUAAGGUUGGAUUUGGUUUUAGUUGGUUGUAUGGAAAUUUCCUUCCUUUGUAACCAAGAAUUGGCGUCUGUACAUGUGAGCUAAUCUGUAAAAUAUAGGCUUCAUGAUAUAUUCGAGUUGAUAUAAAAGAGAGUAGAGUUGGUCCCUUUAUGUGUAACACAUUAACUUUUCAGUGCUGAAACCCUUGGGUUUGGGCAUGGCAUUAUAAUCUUGUUUGAAGUACACAAGAGUGUCAUUUUGGUGAUAAUUAGGCAUGGAAAAGAAAUUGUUACAAGUGGUUCAAAUA